Camelina sativa (false flax) is the source of this 981-nucleotide messenger RNA. RefSeq lists its product as uncharacterized. Lineage: Eukaryota; Viridiplantae; Streptophyta; Magnoliopsida; Brassicales; Brassicaceae. Gene Ontology annotation, molecular function: DNA-binding transcription factor activity, RNA polymerase II-specific; cis-regulatory region sequence-specific DNA binding; protein dimerization activity. The record is from RefSeq and is a predicted model, not a curated record. Gene Ontology annotation, biological process: positive regulation of transcription by RNA polymerase II.
GUGACCAUGUCAAAGCUAAAACUUGCAUGGGUAGAGAAUGACAAGGCAAGAGCAAUAACUUUGAAGAGAAGGAGAGAAGGAUUACUAAGAAAGGUGAAAGAGCUAUCUAUAUUGUGUGAUAUAUGGGUCUGUCUAAUCAUUUUCAGCCCUAACGAAGUCGAGCCAGUGGUGUGGCCAUCUGCUGAGAGGGCUCGUGACCUCUUAAACGAUUUCUUUGCCUUACCAAAGUUCGAGCAAAAGAAGAAAGAGACGAGUGUCGAAUCAUUUCUGAAGAAGAAGACAGAGGCCGUUCAUAAACAAUUGAUGAAGAGUAAUAAAAAGACGAAGGAGUAUGUCACUGAUGAGUUAAUGUUACAUUUACAACACGGUCGUGGAAUUGAAGAUCUUAACUUGACUGAGAUCUAUGCAUUACUAUCUUACUCAAAAGAGAAAAUCAUACUUUGUAGGAAGAAGUUCAAUUUCAUGCAGUUUUCUCCUCUUCGCGAUCCACUGGUGCUUCCAAUUGAGGUGCAAGUCAAGCAGUUGACGAUCACAACAAAUGAUUCUUUUGUAGGAGGCGGUCAAGACGAUGAUAAAACUGAGUUCGAUCCCAAACCACUUGAACAUGUAAGUCAUUGUCCAUACCAAGGAAGUAGUAGCAAUGGAAACGCUAGUUUGGAGAUGGAGCCUAUUUAUCCCUUUGCGACGUGUUUUCAUGGUUUGGUUGGGUCUGCCUCUCAACAAUUACAACAUCGUAACAUGAACAAUAAUCCAAUAAUGGCUAUGAAUCAACCAAAACAAUACCUUUUCGAUUUCAUGAAUCGCGAGCAGGAAAUAGAAGAGGAAAAAAACAACAUUAACACACAAAUUUACAGGGGCAACAACGGUAUAGCGACCAAUGAUGAUGUUCGCCAAGAGCCACCUCUUAGUGAAACAACCGUUAGAGAAGAUAAUGUUAAUCUGAUGUCGCUCGAUAUCGAUAGGGAUUGGCUGAGCUUAUAA